CGCCAUUGGCGCGGCGGCUGCCGGCCGGGGCUGCCUCGCCUCUCGCCGCCGCCUCCCUCACCUCAGACAAGCGGGGAAAGCAGCUGCUGGCAGGGGUGAGGGAAACCGGGCAGCUCCUAACCGGAGAGCUUGGGCUUCCUGUUGCCUUGUGUCUGGACUUCCAGCUCCCCCAAGCUGCCAGCGCUGGUGUGUUGGAGAAGAAUUAGUCAGGAAACCAAAUCCGCUUACAGUUAAGAGCCAGUAGGAUGCUUGAAACUGAAUUUCUUAUGGCGUGAAGAUGAUGAAGGAAUGAUUAGGCUGCUCCUAAACACUGGAUGUGCUGGAUCAAUGACCUCUUACUGCAGCAAGCAGAGCUGAGAAGACAUCGUUGCAAUGGCAAGCAGCAAUGAGGCACCUUCCCAAAAAUAUCUCAUCUAGGGAAGCAUGUGCUUACUCCACAGCAACAAAACCAAAACUGUGGCUUUUUAAAUCACAGACUGUAACGGGGUCCAGUUUUCUCAGGGCCUGCUGAAAAAGACUUUUCUAUACCCUUAAAAGGGACUCCAAGACUAACCUCAGCAGGAUUUAAGAUCGUUCUGGAGGCUUAACCCUACCUACGCCCACCAAGAUGAUUGACCUGAGCUUCCUAACAGAGGAGGAGCAAGAGGCAAUAAUGAAGGUGCUGCAACGGGACGCAGAGCUAAAAAAAGCUGAAGAGGAGAGAGUCAGGCAUUUACCAGAGAAAAUCAAAGACGAUGUUCAGCUAAAGAACAUGAGCGGACAGUGGUUUUAUGAAGCCAAGUCAAAGAGGCACAGAGAUAAGAUCCAUGGAGCAGAUAUUAUCCGAGCUUCCAUGCGAAGGAAGCCUGCCGCUGUUGCUGAAGUGAGUCAGAGCAAAUCAAACAAAGCAAAGAACAGCUGGGUGAGCAAUGUGAAUAAAGAAGUCUUUGUGCAACCAGAACUCCAUGGCAUCGUGGAACAUCAGGAAGAAGAAGAACUGAAGUCUAGUUCAAGUUCUAAAACAGUAACUUCAGGAUUAGACAAAACAGAGGAAAGAUCUGUGAAGGCAGCAGUCUCGCCAGUAAAGCAAAGGAGAAAUCCAUUUAAUUCCACUGUAUCAGGUGAUAACUUGAGCAGUGGAGAAUCAGAAAACAGACCAGACAUUCUACCUCAGCUAUCAAAGAAGGAAAUUUUGUCACCUUCAAUAGAGAGCCAACCUAAAACAAACGUACUGAAUGAUGAAACUGAGAUACCUAAGAAGCCUUCUGUAGAACCUACGGAUGAAUCACAGAAAGGACCAGUUAAGCGUCCCAUCCCAAAAGCUAGAAAAUUAGUUCACAAAAUAACAGAUUGUGUGCCACAAAGAGAAGACGUUGUUCCAAAACCAGCCAAACGGACCCAGGGGGUUAAUGGCACUGGUAUACUUCCCAGGGGCAUUCUGAAACGCAGUUCAAGUUCCAGUUCCACUGACUCAGAAGUUCGUGUCAAUCAGAUGUUAGAUGUUCAGAGUAAGAGUAGUAUUCCUACUACAACUAUUUUUGAAGGAGAAGUUGAGAAGAACACUCUUACAGAAGAAGCGGAAGAGUCCACACAAAUUUCACUGGAAAAAUUAAAACAAGUGAGGUUUUCAUCUAGCAUAGGAAAAAGAGAAUCUCUGCAAAGCCCACGGAUACAUCAUAGCAAAGAAACGGGAGAACUUGAUUUGUUAGAAUCUGGUGAAAUAAAGACUAGUGAGAAUGAUCCUAUUGGAACAGAUUCACUUGGGAAUAAGCAAACUUCCACUGUAAAGUCUUUGGGAACCCAUUCAUCAGGUGUACAUGUGAAAACACACAGUUUACAGGAAGAUAAGCCUGCAUCCAGUCCUUGUGAUGCUAAUGGGUCAGUCUUCCUGGUUAAUGAAACAGUCCAAACAAAGAUCAUUACUCCUAAGAAACUUGAAACUCCACAGAAGACCUCCACCAAUAUCUUAUCAAAUAGCAAUAAAGAACUGAGUGUUGAUGAGACGUGUGAAAAUAAAUCCAACCAGUCCUUGAGCCGUGAAUCAAAGUUGCUCAAAAACUCUACUGAUGAACAUUUGCUUUCUGCUGAGACAAAAGCACAUGACGUAUCAAAUACCAAUUCUGCAGCUCUUCAACAAGGUUCAGAAGAAGAAUUAAAUCCUGUUUUGAUGGCUUUGAAAAGGAGUGCAGAUAGGAAAAUGCCUUCCAAAAGUCUAGAGGACAUUCCAUCAGCCACCUCAAAUAAAGGAAAAAUAAAAAUUCCAAAGGAGGAAUUAGCUCUUAGUGCUGAAGAUGGUCUGAAAACUGAUCAGGAUCAAGAGAGGAAUGAAAAUGCAUCAGGAAUCUCCACAGUGCCUCCACAGCCUGAUCAGCUGUUUUCCAAUCCUGAAAAACUCAAAGGACUGAGCAAGUCGGUACCAUCGUUCCUGCAGGAAGAGAGUGAUGACAGAGAGACAGAUACAGCAUCAGAAAGCAGUUAUUCCCUUGGCAGAAUCAAGAAGAGUCCCAGCUCUCUAACCAAUCUUAGCGGUUCUUCUGGCAUGGCCUCCUUAUCCUCUGUGAGCGGAAGCUUAAUGAGCGUCUAUAGCGGAGACUUUGGCAAUGUUGAUGUGAAGGGGAACAUUCAGUUUGCUAUUGAUUAUGUAGAACAGCUGAACGAGCUCCACAUUUUUAUUUGCCAGUGUAAAGACUUGGCAGUGGCAGAUGUCAAGAGACAGCGUUCAGACCCGUAUGUGAAGACCUACCUGCUUCCAGAGAAAUACAAGCUGGGCAAACGGAAGACCUCUGUGAAAAAGAAAACUUUUAAUCCUGUCUAUAAUGAAAUACUGCGGUAUAAAAUUGAGAAGGAUCUCCUGAAGAACCAAAGCCUGAAUAUCUCUGUCUGGCACAACGAUACCUUUGGGAGGAAUAGCUUCCUUGGUGAAGUAGAGCUGGAUUUAGGAACUUGGGACUGGAAUGAUAAAUCCAACAAGCAGAUCAACUGGUUUCCACUCAAGCCAAGGACUUCAACAAUGGCUCUAGAACUAGAAAACAGAGGGGAGAUGAAACUAGCCCUCAAGUAUGUUCCACAGCCUACUGGAGGAAAGAAGACUCUGUCCACUGGUGAGGUCCACAUCUGGGUGAAGGAAUGCCAUGACCUUCCUCCUCUGAGGGGCAACAGGCUCAACUCUUUUAUCAAGUGUACCAUUCUUCCAGAUACUAGCAGAAAAAGUCGCCAGAAAACAAGAACAGUGGCAAAAACUACAAACCCAGUAUUCAACCAUACCAUGGUCUAUGAUGGCUUUAGGCCAGAAGAUUUGAAAGAAGCCUGCAUAGAACUCACAGUCUGGGAUCACAACAAACUUGCCAACCACUUUCUGGGAGGUCUCAGGAUAGGCCUUGGAACAGGCAGAAGCUAUGGAACUACAGUAGACUGGAUGGAUUCCACUUCAGAUGAAAGUGCCCUGUGGGAGAAGAUGAUAAACUUGCCAAACACAUGGGUAGAAGAUACGAUACCUCUGAGGAUGCUAAUGGUUGCAAAACUGACAAAAUAAGGUGGCUUUUGAAUUGCUAGUGUCAAAAAGACGACCUGGGAAUGGAAUUAAAAGGUGUGGGGGUGAAACUUGGAAGAGGCACACAGCAGCUCUUUUGAUAGUCUCUGUUCUGUUGCUCUUCUGUUCUUGUGCUGUCAAAUGUCACUUCAUAUUCCAAACUAAAAUCCAGCCCGAAGAUGAUUAUGUAAAUUGAAGGGCUGCUUUUAUUUCUUAUUCACUGAAAAUGUAUUCAAGUAAGAACAUACUUAGAGAAUUCAGAGGUAGAGGUAGCUGUGAUACUUGAAUGCUUGUGUUGCCAAACUGAAGUGUUGCUGAUUCCUUAAAGCUAAAUUGCCGGGGGGGGGGAAGGAAAAGCAAGCAAAUUAUUUCUGUAUACUUGGAUUGUUUGUGAGAUGUUGUUAUUAGUAAGGUAGCAACAGGUUGCAUUUUGUUCAUGCUCAUUAGCACGUUUCUCUGGCUGAAUCCUCAUCAUGCUAUAUUGGAUCUCCAGCUAGGAAUAUGAGCGUGCAGAUUUUUUUUUUAAAGUCCCUUUGUCUGUAGUUACACAUUUCUAUGAUCUGAAAGUUGCUUCUGUCAUGAAAGAAGCACUACAUGAAAUGGUACUGUUGAUGUCUUACUCUGCAAGGUGUAGAGGACUGUUGAUUCUGAUGUACUAUGGAAAGCUGGGGUUAUAAAGUUUGCUUCUAUGUUUGUUAAUUACCUUGCUAGUAUAUUGAUGUUCUUUUUAAAUGCUGAAGUCACAGAGGUCAAACGUUUUCAUUCAAAUGCUAUCCCAAAGGAUCUAAACUUGCCAGUUUUAUGGAGGACGAAUGUUGGGUAUUUAUUUUUGUAAAGUGUACUCGUUUUCUGUACCUAUACCUAUUAUGAGCUUGUAUUUUUGCGAAAAGUAAUUUAUCUGUUCUUCAGCGCCACCGUUAGGAGAACACGGGGUGAUGGCGGGCUGGGUUUAGGUAGCUUUGCAGCAUGUGAAAUGGAAUUUGUCAUGUGUGGAAAUGCGUACCACUGAAGGAAGAUAAACGCAUACAAUACAAAAUGUAUUACUUUUUUUAAAUAAAAGCAGUCUUAUUAAAGCUAA
This is a messenger RNA of Anas platyrhynchos (mallard), 4586 nucleotides long. RefSeq names its product synaptotagmin like 2 (gene SYTL2). Lineage: Eukaryota; Metazoa; Chordata; Aves; Anseriformes; Anatidae. Gene Ontology annotation, cellular component: plasma membrane; exocytic vesicle. Gene Ontology annotation, biological process: exocytosis; intracellular protein transport. Gene Ontology annotation, molecular function: small GTPase binding; neurexin family protein binding. The record is from RefSeq and is a predicted model, not a curated record.